Messenger RNA from Drosophila pseudoobscura, 4730 nucleotides. RefSeq names its product mutagen-sensitive 101 (gene mus101). The record is from RefSeq and is a predicted model, not a curated record. Bases 137 to 4432 code for a protein of 1431 amino acids. Lineage: Eukaryota; Metazoa; Arthropoda; Insecta; Diptera; Drosophilidae. Gene Ontology annotation, biological process: mitotic DNA replication checkpoint signaling; DNA replication initiation; mitotic G2 DNA damage checkpoint signaling. The transcript has a single exon.
GUGUUUUUCCACUAUUGCAGUCAAAGCGACCCUGCCUUGAAGGGCAACAACAAACGGGCGCCAAAAUAGCGUAUGUGAAAACGUUGCGAAAAACAAAAACAAUUAUUUAAUACCAGAAGUGAACGCAACGAGCAAAAUGACGAUGAGCCUGGAUGAGUCCAUCUGCGCGUAUUUUGUGAACAACCUGAAAUCCAGCGACAGCAAUGAGCCGGACACCCUCGAGCAGUUCACGACGGCACUGGAGCUGAUGGGCCAGCAGCUGGCCGAGACCCAGAUACGCCAGAUCAAGCCCAGCGAGGGCUAUCCCCUGAUAGCAGCCGGCAAUCUAACCAAAAAGGAUGUCUUCGUGCUGGCCCAAUUUGAUGGCGAUUUCUUUCAGCAACUGCAAAUGACCAAGGCCCUGAUACUGGGUCCGCCCUGCCUGGUGUCGUGCCUGAGGCACAACGAGCCCAUACCGCUGGGCAGCAGUGCCAUCUACACGACGGCCAUGCGGGAUCUGCUGGUCUCUGCCACCGGCAUCACACCGCAAAAGAAGGAGGAGCUGAGCAAACUGAUCAAAUGGAUGGGCGGCGUAUACUUCCAGAGCUUCGGCCACCGCACCACCCACCUCAUCUCAAACACCAUCAAGUCCAACAAAUAUGAGCAGGCCACGCUGAACGGUGUCCCCGUGAUGCACGUCGAUUGGGUGCAGUACGUCUGGGAUCAGAGUCGCAAGCGGCAAAAGGAGAGCAUUCGAGCCAUAGAUCCAGACUUUGACAAGUACCGCCUGCCCACGUUCUUUGGGGCGAACAUCACGUGCAGCGGUCUCGAUGUGGCGCGCAAGGAUCAGGUCAUGCGUCUGGUCAAUGAUAAUGGUGGGAUCUACCAUCGCGCCUUUCGCUCUCAGGUGGUGGAUAUCGUGAUCACCGAGCAGUCCAAGACGGACACCGAAAAGUACAAGGCGGCCAUACGCUUCAAGAAGGAUGUCCUGCUGCCCGAAUGGAUAUUCGAUAGCCACAGUCGUGGGUAUGCCUUGCCCACCAAAAACUACGAGGUGCGCGCCGGCAAGAAGGUCUCCACGCCCACCAAGAGCAGCAGCAGUCGUCACUCGGCGGCAUGCACGGGGCCGGGCGACCAGACCCAGCUGUCGGAUUUGUCCAGGAUUAGCUUUGUCUCUGGCUCCCGUCGCAUGUGCAGCGACAUGACCACCGUGAAUGAGACGCUGAGCAGCCUGGCCGCCAGCUCCCCAGCCAAGGAUCUCCUGAAGCAGGCCACAACCAGCAGCAGCGGUAGCAGUCGGAACUACCAGCAAGUUCUGGCCGAGAUCUGUCCGCGUCAGGCCAAAAAGGCAGGGCCCCUCCUCGAUGGCUGUUGCGUUUACCUCAGCGGCUUUCGCACGGAGGAGCGCGAGAAGCUCAAUCGUGUCCUGAACACAUGCGGUGCCACACGCUACGAUGAGGCCAACGAGGGCAUAUCCCACAUUAUUGUCGGCCAACUGGACGACACCGAGUACCGGCAAUGGGAGCGAGAUGGCCUCAUGGGCACCGUUCAUGUAGUGCGCCUGGACUGGCUGCUGGAGAGCAUACGCUUUGGUCGUCUGGUCAACGAAGUGGUGCAUCGGGUCUCCUUGCCGCAGACCCGAGAGCCAGAUGUGGCCUCACCCGCCAGCAAACGUACACUGCGAUCGAUGAACCACAGCUUCAAGCAGCCGCAGCUGCCCAUCAAGAAGAAGCUAUUCGAAGGGGAACCGGAACCAGAGGAGGAGAAGCCCCAGGAUAUGGACGUGGAGCUGCUUAAUCAGUAUUCGCAGGACCAAGAGCCAGUGGCACAGCUGCCGCCCACAGCUGCGGCCAAUCCAGAAGUGAGCAUGCUCCUCAAUCCGGCAGCAAGUUCCACUCAAAUGGAGGUUCGUCCGGCCCUCGCUGCUCCUCUCAGCAGACGCCUAUCAGCGGUGGCUGGAGCCCUGCCCCUGCCAGAUCUCAGUGCCAGCACUUUGUCCAUAGACUUUGAUAAACUGGACUACUUCACUGGCGUCUCUGUCUACGUGCACAAGGACUCCUUCAACACGGAGUUCUACACCCAAAUGCUGAGCGAAUGCGAGGCUGCCCAGGGUCUCCUGGUCCCUGCCAGCUUCUCCGAUGAGGUGGACUAUGCCAUUGUUAGCUUUGAGGUGACCUUCGAGCCGGACAGUCUGCCCAUACGAGCGCGUCACGUGGUCACCGAACUGUUCCUCGAGAGCUGCAUGAAACAGAACAAGCUCCUGCCCGCCGAAUACUAUCACCUGCCAGUGCCGUCCGCAGCCAGCCGAGAGCCGCUCACGGGCAUGACCAUUGUGGUGUCCAUCUAUGCGGGUCUGGAGCGGGACUUUAUCAAUUCGGUGGCCACACUACUGGGCGCUUCGGUCAACAAGACGUUCAUCAAGAAGGAGAAACCCCUACUGGUGUGUCCCACAGCCGAGGGCUCCAAGUAUGAGGGGGCCAUCAAGUGGCACUAUCCGGUGGUCACGUCCGCCUGGCUGGUGCAGUGCGCCCAGGCGGGUGAGAAGCUCCCAUAUGUCGAUCAUUUGGUGGGCAAGAGUCAAGCCGAUUUUCCCUUGAUUUCCCCGCGAUUGAAAGAAAGCAAUUUGCGUACACCACGUCGCCAAGGGUCGGAAACGGAUCAGCAACAGCAGUCAGCCAUGUCCAGUGUGGCUCGGGAAGAGGCUGAAAAUCAGCCAGAAGCUAUCCCCGUUCCCGUUACCGCUCCCCCUCCAGUCGUACCAGUAGGUCCUGCUCCAGAGCUAACGCCGCUGCGCAAUCGUCGCGUCUCGGAGCUGGCGGGUGUUCGGCGCGGCAGCAGCAGCGGUUCCCCAUCCCCUCCCGACUCGCCACGCACCCCCAUCAACCAGGUGUACAGCCAGGGGUACAAUUUCGACUUUUUGGAGGAGUUUGUCGAACGCCUGGACACGGACGAAGGCAAGGAGUGUGUGCGCCAGAUCAUACGCGAGAUGCGGGAGAACCAAACGCCCGAACUGGAGCGCAUUCGCAGGCAGGCCUGUACGCCGGUGAGCCACCAAAAUCGACGACCGGCCCCGGGCAUACCCGAGUUCUGCUUGACGCCAGAGUUUAAGCAGCGGAUGGCCGAUGAUUUUGAGCGACGCUGGCGCCUGCCCACGCAGGCGAUCCAGCCGGACACACCCAUAUCGGUGAUCAGGAAGCGGGUGAUGCGGAUAACCUGCGAGACGCUGGGCAUUGACUACGACGACGACGUGGAGGAGGACCAUCCACCGCCGAUCCAGAAGAAUCAAAAGCUAAACUUUGAUAGGAGGUCCCCGAAGACACCCAAAGCCACAACAAAGCCGAAACCCCCAAGUCCAGCCAAGAAGACACCGCCACGGGUGUCUGUGUCGCUGCUUAGUGGCUCCGCAUCGGGAUCCCCCUUCGUGCCAAGCACUCAGAGUCCUGGAGGCGUGGGAGCGGCCGAGAGCACCAUUAAUUUUGACAAAAUUAGCUUUGAGGAGACAACCACAGCGGGGGCGGCGGCGACGGCAAUAGAGCCCCUCAACCGCCACAACUCUCCGGACGUCAAGCAGAUCACGGACUACCUGAAGAACUGCGAGAGCCGGCGGAACAGCCUAAAGCGCAACCACGACAGUCACCUGGAGUCCGCCGAGAGCGAGGUGCAGUUUGUGCAGCCCUUCGAGUCCGAGGGCUUUGCUUUGGGCACCGAGGACAUGGUGGACUGGCGCGAUCCAGCCGAAUUCAAUGCGGCCAAGAGGCGUUCCUCGGGCUCGCCACGAAUGCAGCAUGCGGGCACACCCUGCUUCAGCAUCUCCUGCGGCGACGACGAUGAGAAGCGAGCCGAGCUGAUUGACCGCAUACAGCAGUUGGGCGGCAAGCUGUGCGACAAUCUCGUCAACUACGACGACGCCUGCACGCAUUUGCUCUGCGAGCGGCCGAAUCGGGGCGAGAAAAUGCUGGCCUGCAUAGCUGCUGGGAAGUGGGUCCUCAAUAUCCAGUAUAUAGAACAGUGCCAUGCCCGGGGCCACUUUCUGGACGAGGCCCAGCACGAGUGGGGCAAUCCGCGCGCCCUCAAUCUGCCCACUCUGGCCCCCGAAGAGGAUGUGAUUGCUGUGGCCGCACACCGUUGGCGCACGGAACUGAGUGUCUCUGGCGGUGGCGCCUACUCCGAGCAUCGUGUUAUACUCAGCCUUCAUGAGCGCAGUGGGGCGGCCAUACGGAAUGUGCUGCGUGCUGGCGGGGCCUGCAUUUUAGAGCCGCGCUCUCCGUUUGCCCAAGAUCCGCUGGUCGCCACAGCCACCGAUUGUUUUGUGGACAUCAAGAAGGCCCCGCUGGCGCCCAGGGACUUGGCCCAUUUGCAGCACUGCGGGGUGCGCAUCUUCACCCAAUUGGCCAUCAACUACUAUCUGAUGCAUGGUCGGGAAGCCAAUCUGGAGAAAUAUGUGGUCAAGUAGACUUUGAACUGAAACUGGAACUGAUCGUAUCGUACUCUUUAGCUUACAGUAUAUUCUUUUGCCAAAUUGUUCUAUCUAUUUAAACACUACUUCAUCACGUUUGUUAUAUCUCGUUCAUGUUUCUAAAAGAAAGGAAAAUCUGUCGGAAUCAGCGGAGCUUUAUGCCACGAAUCAAUUGAUUUGAUACGAUGUAAAUGCUAUGGAAAAUACCCUUGAAGUCAGCAAAAUAUUUCUUUUUUUCUAAAUUUGUUAUAACUUUGAAAAGCAUUAUUAAACCAAUCAAAACAAAACACUUUAA